Molecule: messenger RNA, 1158 nt
Organism: Triplophysa rosa
Lineage: Eukaryota; Metazoa; Chordata; Actinopteri; Cypriniformes; Nemacheilidae
Product: voltage-dependent calcium channel subunit alpha-2/delta-3-like
Exons: 10
Cellular component (GO): voltage-gated calcium channel complex
Molecular function (GO): voltage-gated calcium channel activity
Source: RefSeq, a predicted model, not a curated record
GAGAGAGAGAGAGAGAGAGAGAGAGGGGAUGAAAGAGGAGACGGCUUACUUCAUGUGAUGGAGUAAACCUGCAGUAUAUAGCCGGUGCUGUAUGAAUAUAUCUGAGGUGAGUUUGAGGAGCGUCAUCUCGUCAUCAUUAGAAACAUGAAGAGUGUUUUACGCUAUUAUCUUCUGCUGUGGAUUACACACAACACCUCUGGAUCUCAUUCAGGCAUUCCUCCGUCUGUUGUGAAACUUUGGUCUUCAGCGUUUGGUGGUGAGAUCAAGUCCAUCGCAGCCAAGUAUUCUGGCUCUCAACUGCUUCAGAAGAAGUAUAAAGAGUUUGAGAAGUCAGUGAGGGUGGAAGAGAUUGAUGGACUGAAGCUUGUGAAGAGACUCGCUGAGGACAUGGAGGAGAUGUUCAACAAAAAGUCCCAAGCCAUUCAGCGGCUGGUGGAGGCAGCGGAAGAGGCUCACCUGAAUCAUGAAGAGGAUCCUGAGCUACAGUACGAAUACUUCAACGCCGUGUUGAUCAAUGAGCUGGAUGAGGAGGGCAACAGUGUGGAUUUGGGUGGAGAAUUCAUCCUGCAGCCCAACGAACAUUUCAAUAAUCUGUCAGUCAAUCUCAGUCUCAGUGUUGUGCAGGUGCCCACAAACAUGUACAACAAAGACUCAGCGAUUGUGAAUGGUGUGUACUGGUCAGAGGCACUCAAUAAAGUGUUUGUGGACAACUUUCAACAAGACCCGUCUCUUAUUUGGCAGUACUUUGGUAGCGCAAAGGGCUUCUUCAGACAGUAUCCAGGUAUAAAAUGGACACCAGAUGAACAUGGGGUUAUAGAAUUUGACUGUCGAAAUCGGAAAUGGUAUAUCCAGGCAGCGACAUCACCUAAAGAUGUGGUGAUUUUAGUGGAUGUGAGCGGCAGUAUGAAGGGGUUGAGACUGACUAUAGCCAGGCAGACUGUCUCCUCCAUACUGGAUACACUCGGUGAUGAUGACUUCUUUAACAUUAUUGCUUAUAAUGAAGAGCUGCAGUAUGUGGAACCCUGUCUGAAUGGAACUCUGGUUCAAGCUGACAUCAGCAACAAAAAUCAUCUCCGUGGACGUCUGGAAAAGCUGGUUGCUAAAGGUAUAGGUCUGCUGGAUGUUGCACUGACAGAAGCCUUUGAACUUCUCAGCAAU